Drosophila kikkawai is the source of this 384-nucleotide messenger RNA. RefSeq names its product probable insulin-like peptide 2. Gene Ontology annotation, molecular function: hormone activity. Gene Ontology annotation, cellular component: extracellular region. The record is from RefSeq and is a predicted model, not a curated record. NCBI's taxonomy places the organism in Eukaryota, Metazoa, Arthropoda, Insecta, Diptera, Drosophilidae.
AUGUGCAGAAUACUCUCCAUUAUCUCCAUGCUCGCCGUGCUGUUCCUGGCCCAGGCCUCGGCUCAGUACUCCUACACCCCACAUGCCCUGUGCAGCGAUAGACUCAACGAUAUGUUGAUGAUGGUGUGCGAGGAAUUUAAUGGAAACACUCCACAAAAGCGAGGAUUGAUUGCCGGCGACCUGGAUCUCCUCGAUCCUGUCCAGUACGUGGAAGCCACGGAGUCGCGUCCAAUCUUCAGGGGACGCUUCCAUGGCGGAGAUGGUGCCCUCAACUCCCUGGCUCCCAUUCGGCGGCUGACGCGGCAGGGAAUAGUGGACAGGUGCUGCAAGAGGAGCUGCUCUAUGGAAGUCCUUAUGGAGUACUGCUCCGUUCCCCGUAUCUAA